AUGGCAGAAACACAGGAAGAUGUUGAGAUGGAUACUCAAGAUAUUGAGCUGGAAACACCACCGUCAGAUGUCUUCAUGGCGCCUUCAAUAUCCAAGCCAGGCAUUCUUGGCGGAAGGUCAUAUUCGCACUUCUCGCCAAUACCGAAGCAGAUUGCAGACGAUAUGUCUGGAGAAGUUGUACUGGGUGUCGAUGAAGCAGGACGAGGCCCUGUCUUAGGCCCUAUGGUAUACGCCCUCUUCUACCUACCGAUCGAACUGCACCACUCUCUCCUCGCCGAGACGCAUCACUUCGAUGACUCCAAAGUCUUGACUCCCGAAGUCCGCUCGAACCUGAUGCGCAAGCUCUGCACCAAAGGCUCGGAUCUCUACGAAGCUGGCGGAUGGGCAACACGCGUAAUGUCAGCUCAAGAUAUCUCAGCGCAUAUGUUAUCCCCGAAUGUAUACAAUCUCAACGCACAAGCUAUGGAUGCGACAAUCGAUCUGAUCAAAGGAGUGUUGGCACAAGGAGUCAACGUCAAGGAGAUCUAUAUCGACACUAUUGGCAAACCAGAAAUCUACCAGAAGAAGCUAGAGAGGAUAUGGCCUACGAUACGGAUCACAGUUGCGAAGAAAGCCGAUAGUCUAUACCCCGUUGUUAGUGCAGCAUCAGUAUGCGCCAAAGUCACCCGAGACGCGGCCCUAGAUGUCUGUUACGAGCCCUACCAGAAUCGUGCCACCGAGGCGAACGAAGAUGCCGAAGUCAAGGUGGCGUGGGGUUCCGGAUAUCCAUCGGAUGCACGAACAACGACGUGGCUGAAGCAGAACAUGGACCCCCUCUUUGGCUGGGGUAGCGAGACUCGUUUUUCGUGGGGAACUGCGAAAGAGCUACUGGAAGGGAAGAAGGCGGAUGUUAGUAUCGACUGGCCCGCGGAAGACGAUGGCAAUGACAUGCGCAUGACAGACUUCUUCAGUGGCAAGAACGAGAGCGGUGGAGAUGAAUUGGUCGACUGGUUCGGAAAGCGUGUCACGCAGGAGAUGGACGUAUUCUGA
Messenger RNA from Alternaria atra, 1029 nucleotides. RefSeq lists its product as uncharacterized. Gene Ontology annotation, molecular function: RNA binding; RNA-DNA hybrid ribonuclease activity. Gene Ontology annotation, cellular component: ribonuclease H2 complex. Lineage: Eukaryota; Fungi; Ascomycota; Dothideomycetes; Pleosporales; Pleosporaceae. The record is from RefSeq and is a predicted model, not a curated record. The transcript is spliced from 2 exons. The coding region runs from base 1 to 1029 and encodes 342 amino acids. Gene Ontology annotation, biological process: mismatch repair; DNA replication, removal of RNA primer.